This is a messenger RNA of Wasmannia auropunctata (little fire ant), 981 nucleotides long. Its product is annotated as high mobility group B protein 2-like. Bases 210 to 833 code for a protein of 207 amino acids. The record is from RefSeq and is a predicted model, not a curated record. Lineage: Eukaryota; Metazoa; Arthropoda; Insecta; Hymenoptera; Formicidae. The transcript is spliced from 4 exons.
CGGCAAUCUUCAACUGCAUGGCAACCGUGACAUGACAUUUGUUAUUUUCACGGUGUUUCGAAAAAUUCGCGUUUUAUUUUCUCAGUUGCGGGGACAAAUUCUUGCUACCUAUAAUUAUCUAUUUUUUAUCGAUAUCGAGUAAGAAUGCAUUGGUUCCGUACGUAAAUACUGGUAGGGCGAAUACACCUUUUUGGGAUCAUUGUCAAAUCAUGGAAGACGACAAUAGAAGAGAAGAAAUUCAUGAAGUAACGGGAGGCAUAGAAGAGGACGGGGCCGCAGGGCAAGACAGAGGUUCUGAUAAUCAGUACCAAGAACUACCGAGGCCCCCCUCCAGCCGUAAACGCACGCGAGAUGAAACAGAGUCCGGCCAACACGACAGACGGCCAUCCCGCACGCGAUCAAGGUCGAGAUCAAGAUCGCAUAAGCCUUCGCGGAGGAAGCAAUGGAGAAGCGCGAAUGCUUUCCUGAACUUUAUGCAAGACUUUAGGCAGGAUUAUAACAAGGUGAAGAGUAGAGAUCUGUUUCGCCUCGGGGGACAAACGUGGCGAAAAAUGUCAUCCGCGGAGAAGAUGCCCUAUGUAGAAGCGGCCAAGUUAGCGCAGCAACAAUCGCAGCAGAAUAAUAAAAACACACAGCAGAACAAGGCUAAUAGCAGCGACUCGUCGAAGAAGCUCGACAAUCAAAGGGAUCAGAAAAAGAAAGAACGAGAAGAAAGAAAAGAAAGAAGGCGUUCCAGAAGCAGGAGGGACGAUUCCGAUGCGGAAUCAGAUUCCGCAACGUCGGGAACAGUCGCGACUAUGACCAGCGAGGACGCUUCGGAUCUAAGUUCUUAAGCGUCUCAAUUUAUUAAUUAAACUGUCAAGAAAUGUCAAGAAAUGUGCACGAAACAAUUUAUUUCGAUUACGUGUCCUGAUACUAGUCCUUGGUUGUAUCAUUUUGAAAUUUAAAUAAAGUAUAAAACCUCACUAAAAAAAAAAAAAA